This is a messenger RNA of Haliotis rufescens (red abalone), 2424 nucleotides long. RefSeq names its product large neutral amino acids transporter small subunit 2-like. Gene Ontology annotation, biological process: amino acid transmembrane transport. The record is from RefSeq and is a predicted model, not a curated record. Gene Ontology annotation, cellular component: membrane. Gene Ontology annotation, molecular function: L-amino acid transmembrane transporter activity. The transcript has 11 exons. Bases 210 to 1703 code for a protein of 497 amino acids. Lineage: Eukaryota; Metazoa; Mollusca; Gastropoda; Lepetellida; Haliotidae.
CGUAGGCGCAACCCACGUUCCCAUUGAUAGUUUACAACUGAGACAACACGUUGUGAAAGCGCUCUCGUGCCGGUUGCUUAUCAGUGGAAUCAGUGUGUGUGUGUGUGUACAGUGUACGAUACGCUGUGUGGAUAAGCUCUGAUAUCAGGUCCUUUAUUUAUCAAUAGGGCAUUUUACUACUAGCGGGGAAUUAACAUCUACGAGAAAACAUGGCAGAAGCGCUCAACGAUUCCUCGAUGCCUCUCAAACCGGAAAAUGGUGAGGGAAAACCAGGAUCACCCGAAACACAGCAGAGCGAGGGUGGAGUCAAACUGCAACAGAAAAUCACACUUUUAAACGGCGUAACUGUCAUCGUUGGUAGCAUCAUCGGAUCGGGGAUAUUCGUGAGUCCCAAAGGUGUCGUAGAAGGCGCGGGAAGCGUGGGUCUCUCUCUCAUUGUUUGGAUUCUCUGUGGCUUAUUUUCGAUGGUCGGAGCUUAUUGUUAUGCUGAACUUGGAACCUCAAUCGUACGGUCUGGAGCAGAUUAUGCCUAUAUAUUUGAAGCGUUUGGACCAUUUCUGGCGUUUAUAAGAUUGUGGGUAGAAUGUAUGAUCGUUCGACCCUGCUCUCAAGCAAUAGUGGCUCUUACAUUCGCUUAUUAUGUCAUAGAGCCUCUAUUUCCCGACUGCGACCAGCCGGGCACUGCAGUAAGACUUCUGGCUGUCGUGUGUAUAUUGGUGCUGACGUUCGUCAACUGUUACGACGUGAAAUGGGCAACGAGAGUCCAGGAUGUGUUUACCUACGCCAAAGUGUUAGCGUUAAUACUCAUCAUCAUCACAGGGUUCGUGCAGCUGGGUAGAGGUCAGUUUGACAGUUUCAAGAAUCCCUUUGAAAACACAGAACCUGAUAUUGGGAAAAUAUCCUUAGCCUUCUACUCGGGCUUGUUUGCCUACAAUGGGUGGAACUACCUCAACUUUGUGAUAGAGGAAUUAAAAGAUCCUUACAAGAACCUCCCGAAGGCUAUCUGGAUCUCCAUCAUCCUUGUGACCAUUAUCUAUGUGCUGACCAACGUCGCAUACUUCACAACCGUCUCGCGUGAGGAGAUAGUCGGGGGCGCGGCAGUCGCUGUGAUGUUCUCCAAGCGUCUGUAUGGCUUCAUGUGGUGGAUCAUGCCCAUUUUUGUGUCUCUGUCAACCUUCGGCGGAGUCAAUGGCAUCCUCUUCACUACUGCCAGGUUGUUCUACGUGGGCGGCCGCGAGGGUCACAUGCCUCAGAUUCUCAGCAUGGUGCAAGUCCAGAGGAUGACCCCUCUCCCUGCUGUGCUCUUCAUGGGCCUGCUGUCGCUGGUGUAUCUGGCCUCCUCGGACAUCUACGCCCUCAUCAACUACGUCGGCUUUGCAACGUGGCUGUCCAUCGGCCUGUCUGUGGUUGUGUUGCUGUACCUCAGAUGGAAGAGACCCAACAUGCCUCGACCCAUCAAGGUUCACCUUUUCUGGCCAAUCCUGUACACAUUGUGUUCCAUCUAUCUGGUUGUGCUUCCCCUCUACGCUAGCCCAGUAGAGACAGGUAUUGGUUGUGCCAUCAUCGCCACAGGAGUCCCUGUGUACUUCAUCUUCGUGUACUGGACAAACAAGCCCCAAGUCUUCGACAACUUCAUGGAGAGCACUACAACCAUGCUUCAGAAGCUCCUAGUUGUCGUCCCAGAAGACAACAAGAAACAAUAAUGACUAUGAAGCUUAGGAUUUUCACCUUUCUACCCUCUUACACAAUGGACUCGCCCACAUCAAGAAUUCUCAUUUUGAUCAGAUAAUGUCAUUGCAGUUUGGACCAUCCCAAAACCAAACCAUCACAGGGCAGAUUAGUUUUGAAGAUGAGCAUCUUCUUGCUGAACCGUUAGACUUUCAACAGGGGAUGAUUUGUUAUAGAAUUGACAGGGCUUGCUCGACCAAAGUGAUCUUGCCUGUCUUUUUAAAUUUUGUUGAAAUAAUUGUUGAUGUUUCUAGCAUAUACUUAAGAUAAUACAGGAAUAUUUGUUGGCAGACUGUUAGACAAAACCUACUGAUAUUAUUGUUAAUGAGUUUUCUUUGCCUUGUCAUGCAAUGUUAAUAUUAGCAGAUGCAUUGGGGUUGUUUGGCAAAAUAUCUCAUGAAAUAGGUUUGAACAAAAACAUAUUUUUUUUCAGUAUUCAUAAUUUGUAUGAGUUUUGUGUUAUUGAAAAAUCCUGAAUAUGAGUCCAUAAACAAGAAAAUAUACACCAGCGUCAAAUUAUUACAUCCUGAUGAAAAUAUGUUAAGUUUUAAAACAAACCAAGGUGCUUACCUUAUUCGACGUAAUAAGCGCCCAGGGAGCUCUCAAAAUUAGAAAUAGGGGGCUCUUAUUAGAAUAUUAUUUUGGUGGAAAAAAAGAGUUGAAAGAUAAAUUUCGUGGUUUAUGCUGACAGCCUAA